AUGGACGUAGUCUCACCAUUACCAUCUGAAGUGUGUCAAUCAUCCGCCAAUUCUUGUCAAAUACCUUGCAUUCCUCAAGUUAAGAAUGACGUGAUACCAAAAAUUAAGCAAGAGUUUGACACUUUAGAUGCUAUUCAGAAUUUUUACAAUAAUUAUGCUAAAAAGUUAGGAUUUGGUACGCGAGCACGUUCUAGCAGGAGAAAUGGGGAUAAACAAAUCAUUAGAAAAGAGUAUGUUUGCUGCAAAGAAGGUCAGUCGGUGCCCAAAAAACCUGUAGAAAGUAGUGAAUCCUCUAAACGGCGUCGGGGGUUAACUAGAGAGGGUUGUGGUGUGAUAUUGGCUGUUAUGAGAGCCAAGUUUGGUGACAAGUAUGUUGUCUCCCAAUUUGUUGAGGCACAUAACCACCCUCUUGCGUCUCCAAGGAGGCAAGAUCUCUAUAAUAAAGAAAGGGAUAUAAGGAAUGCAUUACUAGGGCAGGACGCCGUUAUGUUGCAUGAGUAUUUUCAAAUUGAACAACAAAAGAACUCAGGGUUUAUGUUUACUAUGGAGAAAGACGAUGAGGGGAGGUUGACUCAUUGUUUUUGGGUGGAUGCCACAUCUAGAAAGUCAUACCAAUAUUUUGGGCAUGUUGUGGUGUUUGAUACAAUGUAUAACACAAACCGAUACUGUAUGAUCUUUGCACCUAUACUAGGGGUUAAUCACCACGAGCAGACUACACUAUUUGGGUGUGGGCUUUUAAGUGAUGAAUCGAGUGAUUCUUUUGAGUGGCUGUUCAAAGAAUGGUUGAAGCAAUGCCAGGAGGUCCUCCCAAAAUGA
Rhododendron vialii is the source of this 816-nucleotide messenger RNA. RefSeq names its product protein FAR1-RELATED SEQUENCE 5-like. The transcript has 2 exons. NCBI's taxonomy places the organism in Eukaryota, Viridiplantae, Streptophyta, Magnoliopsida, Ericales, Ericaceae. The coding region runs from base 1 to 816 and encodes 271 amino acids. The record is from RefSeq and is a predicted model, not a curated record. Gene Ontology annotation, biological process: regulation of DNA-templated transcription.